Meira miltonrushii is the source of this 1120-nucleotide messenger RNA. RefSeq lists its product as uncharacterized. Lineage: Eukaryota; Fungi; Basidiomycota; Exobasidiomycetes; Exobasidiales; Brachybasidiaceae. The transcript has a single exon. Gene Ontology annotation, cellular component: endoplasmic reticulum membrane; endoplasmic reticulum. The coding region runs from base 137 to 937 and encodes 266 amino acids. The record is from RefSeq and is a predicted model, not a curated record.
AGUUGUACUACAGAGCAGCUCUCGUGGCGUCUUUCUUGUCUCAAAGUGGGCGGCGCGCUUGAGAAGAAGAGAGAAGGAGGUGAGAGAGAACAAUGUCACAUGGGCACCGAUCAACCACCAUCUAACAUUGUUCAUCAUGCACAUGCUACAAACUGUUCUGCUGCCAUUGGCAAUCUGUGCUUUGUCAUUGACGACAUUGAUUCAAGCACAAUCAAAUGAUACGCCUGAUGUAAACGUUCAAACCACGUUCCCGAAUAAUGCAUUUAACCGAGUAUCAAACGGUCAAGCAAACAGAGUAGUAUUCACUCUCACACAACCUAAAUCAGGAGCUGAUUCAGAUCGAAUUCUCACCUUGGAAAGUAUCACCGGUGCUUUCUUGAAUCGCGAUCGUCAAGGAAAGAAAGGAUAUGUGAUGCGAAACAUGACUUCGACAAAGUUCAAAUCUCUUCCUCUAAAACCUACAAAUGGACAACCAUUACAAGUACCUUUUGACUUCUAUCCAGAAUUCAAGCCACAAGAAGUGGGUGUCGAAUUCCGCAUCUUAGUCAAAGAUGGUCAAACGAGCAAAGUACACAACUUACAUGCUUACACAGGUUCCGUCUCCGUUGUUGAACCGGCAAAGAGUUGGUUUGACGUGCAAUUGCUUUCGUUGUAUGCACUUUUGGCUGCUGUCGUUGGUACUGCUGUUUAUUGGGCAAGCAAAAAUUACCCUGGCUCCAAUUCGAUCAACAAGAGAAAACAAAGAGCAAGCACUGCCAAAGCAAACGCUGCAUCAGGUUCAAGUGUCGGCACAAAAGGUCAAAAAGUUGAACCUGUUUCCGCUUCUUCAUCUGCAUACGACGAAGACUGGAUCCCAGCUCAUCACUUGCGUAAAUCCGCCGGCGGCUCAAAUAGCCCAAAGCCACGUGCAAGCCGAACCAACUCUGGUCGCAAGUGAGGUGAUGUAUCUUCAGCAUCUCUUCAAUUCUGUCGCAACUAUGUCAGGAUGCUCCUUUCCUCCAAUUGAGCAAAUCAACAAAAAUGAAUGUGCUUUAUCUCAUACUUUAACUCUGUAGAACCAAUGCAAUACAAUAUUUGGAAUGUGACAAUCUUUGAGAUAAGGAUUGCUUCCAGAAAGACG